UUGCCUCCUCUCAUGUCGUGCACUUUGGGUCGCUCGUUGCUGCUAGCUGCUGGAUCUUAGUGGUUCUGUGUUCCGGAGCUGGGUAGGAGGCCAGUGCCCGUGCCUGCUUAGAUCGACCCGGGAAUUUGCGGCCGUAGGGGUGGCUUCGGAUGCGAUGAGCCAAAGCUUGAUGCUUUGGUAUUGGGGAUGCUGACUUUACUGCUUCAUCUCUUCCAGUUCAGUGAUGUAUCUUCUGUGCUGCUCUUGAUAAUACGUAGAUAGUCUAUUAAUCUUGACUGGUAGAUGCACAGCACUGUGCCAUUUUCUGGUGCAGUUGAGAUCUUCCACAGGUGGCAGAAGGGUAGAAUGCCUCCCAGUAGGAGUCUAGCUUAAUGCUGGAGAUGGAAUUUUUUGCUAUGCUAGCGCGAUUACAUAGUAGUCUGGACAGCCAGACAGCACAUGCUGUCAUUAAGUAAGCGUGGAACAAGUUGGAUCUAUGUUCUUCUAUUUCUGACUUGGUGAUACGGAGUAAAGGUACAUGCUAGCGCUUCCUCGCGAAGUAGGGUUGUUGAUUGCUGCAUGGGAUGUGGUCACUAGCCGACAAACUUUUGACAAUAUGAAGUGACUAUUGAAUUAUGCUGAAAGCGGGAAUUACGUGAUGCACACGCUUUGUACACGUCAGCCAACAAUACCAUUUUGGGAUGCAUGUUGCUGCUUCGCUAAUGAUGUGUUGAGGCGUGCAUUUGUCUUAACUUAUGGAAUAUUCAGUUGACAUCAUCUCAGCAAUAGAGUUCAAUAAAUCAGGACACCAUCUUGCCACCGGGGACAGAGGUGGACGAGUUGUUUUGUUUGAAAGGACAGAUGUCAAAGAUCACACCUGUAGAAAAGAGGCUGAGAUAUCUGAUUAUUCUAUCAGCAGGCAUCCUGAAUUUCGCUACAAAACUGAGUUUCAAAGCCAUGAACCAGAGUUUGAUUACCUUAAGAGCUUGGAAAUUGAAGAGAAGAUUAACAAAAUAAAGUGGUGCCAAGCAGCAAAUGGCGCAUUGUUUCUUCUGUCCACAAAUGACAAAACAAUAAAGUUUUGGAAGGUGCAAGAAAAGAAAGUAAAAAAAGUAUCUGAGAUGAAUUUGGACCGUUCAACUGCUCCUGCAAAUGGUAAUCCUUGUGGUGUGGGCUGUCCGAGUGCAUCUCUCUCAAAUGGCAAUGUUUCAAAAUCUGGUGGACUUACUUUGCUUCGCCUGCCUGUGGUAGUUACAAGCCAAGAAACAAGUCUUGUCGCGAGUUGCCGAAGAGUAUAUGCUCAUGCACAUGACUACCAUAUUAACUCCAUCUCAAAUAACAGUGACGGUGAGACGUUUAUAUCAGCAGAUGAUCUGCGGAUAAAUCUUUGGAAUUUGGAAAUUAGCAAUCAAAGUUUCAAUAUUAUUGAUGUUAAGCCUACGAACAUGGAGGAUCUCACUGAGGUGAUAACAUCUGCUGAAUUCCACCCUACUCAUUGCAAUACAUUGGCUUAUAGUAGCUCAAAGGGCUCCAUUCGACUUGUUGAUCUGCGACAAUCUGCCCUUUGCGAUACUCAUUCCCAAAUCUUUGAGCAGCAUGAGGCCCCAGGUUCAAGAUCAUUUUUCACUGAGAUUAUAGCCUCAAUUUCAGACAUAAAGUUUUCCAAGGAUGGGCGACAUAUUCUCAGUCGCGACUACAUGACUCUGAAGCUUUGGGAUGUUAAGAUGAAUUCUGGUCCAGUUGCGACAUUCCAGGUUCAUGAGUAUCUAAGGCCUAAGUUAUGUGAUUUAUAUGAAAAUGACUCAAUUUUUGACAAAUUUGAGUGCUGUCAAGGUGGAGAUGGAUUACGAGUAGCAACUGGUUCUUACAGCAACAUUUUCCGUGUGUUUGGUUGUGGUACUGGUAGCAAUGAGGCAACAACACUCGAAGCAACUCGAAACCCUACAAGGAGGCAGCUCCAGAAUCCCACAAGGGCUGCCAGAUCUUUAAGUACUCUGACAAGGGCUGUUAGACGAGAAAGCACUGGAAUAGAUGCCAAUGGAAAUUCCCAUGAUCUGAGCACAAAAUUGCUCCAUUUGGCUUGGCACCCAACUGAAAAUUUAAUCGCCUGUGCUGCAGCCAACAGCUUGUACAUGUACUAUGCAUAAACAAGCAAAAUGAACAGAGUUUUUUUUUGGUGGUUGCUCCCGGUGUGAAGAAGCGUUUUGCCCCUGGUGCAUUGAAAAGCCGGGAGUUGCUGGAGAUGGUGUAUUUUGUGGCAGUUAGAUCCAAGUUCUUUGGGUGCCAUAGAGCUGUCCAGAGUCCAAGAGGAAGUGACUCGAUCAUUCCCGGGAAGCAGCUUAAUUCUGAUUAAUUUUUUGAGGGGAAGGCUUGUCUUUCCCCCAUAGGUUCAUUUAGAUUUAAAGAUAAGAUUCUAGUUCAACGACAUUUCGGCAACUGUAGAAGAUGUUAAGGGGAUAUCUUCCGUUGUAUUCAUGUUGGGAUCAUGGGCGUGUAACUUAAGGGCGGGGGUUGAGGCUUUCGAUAAUUUUAUCUUACAAAGUGACAUUUCUAUUA
Messenger RNA from Phragmites australis (common reed), 2535 nucleotides. RefSeq names its product serine/threonine protein phosphatase 2A 55 kDa regulatory subunit B beta isoform-like. Gene Ontology annotation, molecular function: protein binding; protein phosphatase regulator activity. The record is from RefSeq and is a predicted model, not a curated record. Gene Ontology annotation, cellular component: protein phosphatase type 2A complex; cytosol. NCBI's taxonomy places the organism in Eukaryota, Viridiplantae, Streptophyta, Magnoliopsida, Poales, Poaceae. Gene Ontology annotation, biological process: peptidyl-serine dephosphorylation. Bases 735 to 2126 code for a protein of 463 amino acids. The transcript is spliced from 14 exons.